This is a messenger RNA of Oncorhynchus keta (chum salmon), 9609 nucleotides long. It is a transcript of the gene klhl40b, whose product is annotated as kelch-like family member 40b. The record is from RefSeq and is a predicted model, not a curated record. NCBI's taxonomy places the organism in Eukaryota, Metazoa, Chordata, Actinopteri, Salmoniformes, Salmonidae. The transcript has 7 exons. Gene Ontology annotation, molecular function: protein binding. Bases 570 to 2444 code for a protein of 624 amino acids.
GAAAGGGAAGGAGUGGAGAGAAGGAAGGAGGAGACGAAGGACUAGAGAGGUUGGAAGGGGGAAGGGAAGGAGCAGAGAGGAGGAAGCCACUUUAACUUAACCCCACAUGACUCAGGAAGAACUGAUCUCGCAUGAGGCAGUGUCAGCUGUCCGAGCGGGGAGGGGGACGGCGGGUGGUGAUGAGGGGUCUAUUACAUUUCACAUGUUCCAGAAUGGAUUCCACAGAGUGCCCCACACUGAGAACAAGGCUAUAUAUAACCUACCAGUUGCAGCAGGAGGUAAAGGGUCGGGACAGCUGAGGGAGAGAGACCAGCCGCCCCGGAGUACACUCCUUAUGGUUCAAAUCACAAAGACCGAGCCUCCUUAUACCACAAAGGCCGAACCCUAUACUCCUCUUUCCAGGCUGGGCAGUGAAGGGAGCCUAAGCUCGGAGCUCUGCCGUGUGGACAGAAGACAGACAGGACAGACACCAAGGACCAACAGACAGGACAGACACCAAGGACCAAAACGCCCUAGGUCUCUUGUUCCCUGCUUAUCGACUGGGAGUUGUCCCCCUGGACCGAGGCAUCAUGGCUCUGUCCAUCGACCCAACGGAGGAGCCCAGGAUGUACCAGCAGACCCUGUUGCAGGACGGACUCUAUGAUCUACUGGAGAAUGACAAGCUGGUGGACUGUGUCCUGAAGAUCAAGGGCAAGGAGUUCCCCUGCCACCGUCUGGUGCUGUGUGCCUGCUCGUCCUUCUUUAGGGCCCUGUUCCUGUCAGAUCUGGAAGAGGAGAAGAAGAGAGAGGUGGUGUUGGAGGAUGUAGAGCCGGGGGUCAUGGGUCUGAUUCUGAAGUACCUCUAUACCUCCACCAUUAACGUGACAGAGCAGAAUGUCCAGGACAUCUUCUCUGUAGCCAACAUGUUCCAGAUCCCCUCGAUCUUCACAGUGUGUGUCUCCUUCCUCCAGAAGAAACUUAGUCUAAGUAACUGUCUGGCUAUAUUCAGACUGGGCCUGAUGCUGGACUGUCCUCGCCUCGCUGUCUCCGCUCGCAACUACGCCUGCGAACGCUUCCAGCUCAUCUCCCGUGACGAUGAGUUCCUGACGCUGGGGCCCAGCGAGCUGGCAGCUAUCUUGACAGCGGACACACUGAAUGUAGAAACGGAGGAAGAGGUGUUUGAGGCCGUGGAGAAGUGGGUCGGUCAAGAUGUGGAGAACAGGCUGAAGGAACUACCCGGACUGAUGGACUGUGUCAGACUCAGACUGGUCCACAAGGACUACUUUACUGAGAUGGUGGAGAAGCAUGAGUGGAUCUGCUCCAACCCUGAAAUGGAGAAGAGGCUUCAAAUGGUCAGAGACGCUCAUGCUGGAAAACUGCCUGACCUCCCGCCUCAGAAGAAAACAAAGAAGAAGACGGAAGAAAAUAAGACAGAGCAGAAGGGAGGAGAGGAGAAGGAGGGAGAGGAGGAGGAGGAGGAGGAGGAGGAGGCUCUACUCCCGGGGAUCUUGAAUGAUCAACUGCGUUUUGGGAUGUUCCUGAGAGACCUGGUGUUCAUGGUGAGUGACACGGGGGCGGUGGCGUACGACCCCACAGGGAACGACUGUUACGUCGCCUCGCUCUCCACUCAGAUCCCCAAGAACCAUGCCUCCCUUGUCACCAAAGAGAACCAGAUCUUUGUUGCUGGGGGGCUGUUCUACAAUGAGCUGAACAAGGAGGAUCCUCUCAGCUCCUACUUCUUACAGUACGACCCAGUGAGUGCUGAUUGGCUGGGCAUGCCCCCCAUCCCCUCGCCCCGUUUCCUGUUCGGCCUGGCUGAGGCGGAGAACAGCAUCUUCAUGGUGGGAGGGAAGGAGCUGAAGGAGCAGGAGUCCAGUACACUGGACUCAGUGCUGGUCUAUGACAGACAGUCUUUUAAAUGGGGCGAGUCUGACCCCAUACCGUACCCCGUCUACGGCCACGCUACUGUGUCUCACAACGGUCUUAUUUAUGUGAUCGGAGGAAAAUCGGAUAGCAAGAAGGUGACGAAGAGGAUGUGUGUGUACUACGCACAGCGGUUUGAGUGGAAGGAGCUGGCUCCGAUGCAGCUGGCCCGCUCUCUGUUUGGAGCCACCAUCCAUAAAGACAAGAUCUACGUAGCAGCAGGCGUCACAGACACCGGCCUGACAGACACCAUGGAGGUCUACGACAUCAUCACCAACAAGUGGUCAGACUUUGUGGAGUUCCCUCAGGGUCGUAGCUCACUCAGUCUGGCAUCGGUGGCCGGGGGUCUCUACGCUGUUGGAGGCUUCGCCAUGAUGCCCAGCGAGGACAAGGAGGAACUCCUCCCCAAGGAGAUGAAUGACAUCUGGAGGUAUGACGAGGGGGAAAGGAAGUGGGUGGGUGUUCUGAGGGAGAUCCAAUACGCCUCUGGAGCCACCAUCUUGGGGGCACGACUCAACACGCUUCGACUCACCAAGAUGUAACACUCCUCAACACCAUGAGACUCACCGAGUUGUAAACAUGUUACAUUUUUCACAGUGCCACCUGUUCCAACCCAUCUGUUAUUUGAUCAAUUCUGUUGUGUUUGACCUGGACGGAGUUUGUGAGAGGUCACAUUGAAAAGCAUCUUUGGGGCCUCCUGAGUGGUGCAGGAAGCAGUCUAAGGCACUGCAUUUCAGUGCUUGAGGCAUCACUACAGACCCGGGUUCGAUCCCAAGCUGUGUCACAACUGUCCGUGACUGGGAAUCCCAUAGGGCGGCGCACAAUUGGCCCAACAUCGUCCGGAUUAGGGUAGGGUUUGUUGGCCGGGGGGCUUUACUGGGCUCAUCACGCCCUAGCCACUCCUUGUGGUGGGCCGGGUGCCUCCAGGUUAUCAGUUGAACAGUGUUUCCUCCAACACAUUGGUGCAGCUUCCAGAUUAAGUUUCUCAGAGGAUGCAUGAUUCAACUUUAGCCUCUCCCUUUGGAGAGUUGCAGCGAUGAGACAAAAUAGUAAUUGGAUCACAAUUGGAUAUCACGAAAUCGGGGUUAAAUACUAACAACAACAAAAAUAUAUAUAGAGUACAAGUCAAAAGUUUGAACACACCUACUCGUUCAAGGGUUUUUCUUUAUUUUUACUAUCUUCUACAUUGUAGAAAAAUAGUGAAGACAUCAAAACUAUGAAUUAACACAUGGCAUCAUGUAGUAAGCAAAACAUUUUAAACAAAUCAAAAUAUAUUUUACAUUAGAGAUUCUUCAUAGUAGCCAUCUUUUGCCUUGAUCACAGCUUUGCACACUCUUGGCAUUCUCUCAACCAGCUUCACCUGGAAUGCUUUUCCAACCUUCUUGAAGGAGUUCCCAGAUAUGCUGCUUUUCCUUCACUCUGUGGUCCAACUCAUCCCAAACCAUCUCAAUUGGGUUGAAGUCCAGUGAUUGUGGAGGCCAGGUCAAUCACUCUCCUUCCUGGUCACACAGCCCUUACACUGCCUGGAUGUGUGCUGGGUUGAUUUCCUGUUGAAAAACAAAUGAUAGUCCCACUAAGUGCAAACCAGAUGGGAUGGCGUAUCGCUGCAGAAUGCUGUGGUAGCCAUGCUGGUUAAGUUGGACUUGAAUUCUAAAUGAAUCACAGACAGUGUCACCAGAAAGCACCCCCACACUUCACUGUGGAAACCAAAAAAUAAAAACCAAUAAAGAAAAACCCUGGAAUGAGUAGAUGUGUCCAAACUUUUGACUGAUACUGUACAUACAUAUACAGUGGGGAGAACAAGUAUUUGAUCCACUGCCGAUUUUGCAGGUUUUCCUAUUUACAAAGCAUGUAGAGGUCUGUCAUUUUUAUCAUAGGUACACUUCAACUGUGAGAGACGGAAUCUGAAACAAAAAUCCAGAAAAUCAGAUUGUAUGAUUUUAAAGUAAUUAAUUAGCAUUUUAUUGCAUGACAUAAGUAUUUGAUACAUCAGAAAAGCCAAACUUAAUAUUUGGUACAGAAAACUUUGUUUGCGAUUACAGAGAUCAUACGUUUCCUGUAGUUCUUGACCAGAUUUUGGCCCACUCCUCCAUACAGACCUUCUCCAGAUCCUUCAGGUUUCGGGCUGUCGCUGGGCAAUAGACUUUCAGCUCCCUCCAAAGAUUUUCUAUUGGGUUCAGGUCUGGAGACUGGCUAGGCCACUCCAGGACCUUGAGAUGCUUCUUACGGAGCCACUCCUUAGUUGCCCUGGCUGUGUGGUUCCCAUCUUCAAUGCUCUUACUGAGGGAAGGAGGCUGUUGGCCAAGAUCUCGCAAUACAUGGCCCCAUCCAUCCUCCCCUCAAUACGGUGCAGUCAUCCUGUCCCCUUUGCAGAAAAGCAUCCCCAAAGAAUGAUGUUUCCACCUCCAUGCUUCACGGUUGGGAUGGUGUUCUUGGGGUUGUACUCAUCCUUCUUCUUCCUCCAAACACGGCGAGUGGAGUUUAGACCAAAAAGCUAUAUUUUUGUCUCAUCAGACCACAUAACCUUCUCCCAUUCCUCUUCUGGAUCAUCCAGAUGGCCAUUGUCAAACUUCAGACGGGCCUGGACAUGUGCUGGCUUGAGCAGGGGGACCUUGCGUGCGCUGCAGGAUUUUAAUCCAUGACGGCGUAGUGUGUUACUAAUGUUUUUUUUAGACAGUCGUCCCAGCUCUCUUCAGGUCAUUGUCCUGCCGUGUAGUUCUGGGCUGAUCCCUCACCUUCCUCAUGAUCAUUGAUGCCCCACGAGGUGAGAUCUUGCAUGGAGCCCCAGACCGAGGGUGAUUGACCGUCAUCUUGAAAUUUUCUAAUAAUUGCGCCAACAGUUGUUGCCUUCUCACGAAGCUGCUUGCCUAUUGUCCUGUAGCCCAUCCCAGCCUUGUGCAGGUCUACAAUUUUAUCCCUGAUGUCCUUACACAGCUAUCUGGUCUUGGCCAUUGUGGAGAGGUUGGAGUCUGUUUGAUUGAGUGUGUGGACAGGUGUCUUUUAUACAGGUAACGAGUUCAAACAGGUGCAGAUAAUACAGGUAAUGAGAGGAGAACAGGAGGGCUUCUUAAAGAAAAACUAACAGGUCUGUGAGAGCAGGAAUUCUUAGUGGUUGGUAGGUGAUCAAAUACUUAUGUCAUGCAAUAAAAUGCAAAUUAAUUACUUAAAAAUCAUACAAUGUGAUGUUCUGGACUUUUUUUAUUUUUAGAUUCCGUCUCUCACAGUUGAAGUGUACCUAUGAUGAAAAUUACAGACCUCUACAUGCUUUGUAAGUAGGAAAUCCUGCAAAAUCGACAGUGUAUCAAAUACUUGUUCUCUCCACUGUAUAUUUCUAAUAAAAAUUGUAUAUAUAUAUAUAUAUAUAUAUAUAUAUAUAUAUAUAUAUAUAUAUAUAUAUAUAUAUAUAUAUAUAUAUAUACACAUAAAAUAGCAUAUAUGUUUUAGCACAGCUUGAAAGACUGGAAUGUAAAUGUUGAGUGGCUUAACUGCAGGUAAAUUGUAUGUUUAAAUAUUCAAUAAAAUAAUAAAAACACUGGAACCACAGGAGCUGCACCUCUUCCACCACCACAACACAUCUAGAGGACUCUAUUAUUAACAUUUAUAGAGGACUCUAUUAUUAACACUUUUAUAAGACUCUAUUAUCAACACUUCUAGAGGACUCUAUUAUGAACACUUCUAGAGGACUCUAUUAUUAACAUUUAUAGAGGACUCUAUUAUUAACACGUCUAGAGGACUCUAUUAUCAACACUUCUAUAAGACUCUAAUAUUAACACUUCUAGAGGACUCUAUUAUGAACACUUCUAGAGGACUCUAUUAUUAACAUUUCUAGAGGACUCUAUUAUUAACACUUCUAGAGGACUCUAUUAUUAACACUUCUAGAGGACUCUAUUAUUAACACUUCUAGAGUACUCUAUUAUCAACAUGUCUAGAGGACUCUAUUAUUAACACUUCUAGAGGACUCUAUUAUUAACAUUUCUAGAGGACUCUAUUAUUAACACUUCUAGAGUACUCUAUUAUUAACAUUUCUAGAGGACUCUAUUAUCAACACUUCUAGAGUACUCUAUUAUUAACAUUUCUAGAGGACUCUAUUAUCAACACUUCUAGAGGACUAUAUUAUCAAAACUUCUAGAGGACUCUAUUAUCAACACUUCUAGAGGACUAUAUUAUCAACACUUCUAGAGGACUCUAUUAUUACAACAUGUCUAGAGGAUUAUAUUAUUAACACUUCUAGAGGACUCUAUUAUCAACACUUCUAGAGGACUAUUAUCAACACUUCUAGAGGACUCUUACCAACACAUCUAGAGGACUCUAAUAUUAAUACUUCUAGAGGACUCUAUUAUCAACACUUCUAGAGGACUAUAUUAUUAACACUUCUAGAGGACUCUAUUAUUACAACAUGUCUAGAGGAUGAUAUUAUUAACACUUCUAUAGGACUCUAUUAUCAACACCUCUAGAGGACUCUAUUGUCAACACAUCUCGAGGACUCUAAUAUUAACACUUCUAGAGGACUCUAUUAUUACAACACAUCUAGAGGACUCUAAUAUUAACACUUCUAGAGGACUCUAUUAUCAACACAUCUAGAGGAUUCUAUUAUUACAACAUGUCUGGAGGACUAUAUUAUUAUCACUUCUAGAGGACUCUAUUAUCAACACUUCCAGAGGACUCUACUAUUAACACUUCUAGAGGACUAUAUUAUUACAACACAUCUAGAGGACUCUACUAUUAACACUUCUAGAGGACUCUAUUAUUACAACACAUCUAGAGGACUCUAAUAUUAACACUUCUAGAAGACUCUAUUAUCAACACUUCUAGAGGACUCUAUUAUUAACGCUUCUAGAGGACUCUAUUAUCAACACAUCUAGAGGACUCUAUUAUCAACACAUCUAGAGGACUCUAUUAUCAACACAUCUAGAGGACUCUAUUAUCAACACAUCUAGAGGACUCUAUUGUCAACACAUCUAGAGGACUCUAUUAUCAACACUUCUAGAGGACUCUAUUAUCAACACAUCUAGAGGACUCUUAUCAACACAUCUAGAGGACUCUAUUAUCAACACUUCUAGAGGACUCUAUUAUCAACACUUCUAGAGGACUCUAUUAUCAACACAUCUAGAGGACUCUUAUCAACACAUCUAGAGGACUCUAUUAUCAACACUUCUAGAGGACUCUAUUAUCAACACUUCUAGGGGACUCUAUUAUCAACACUUCUAGAGGACUCUAUUAUCAACACUUCUAGAGGACUCUAUUAUCAACACUUCUAGAGGACUCUAUUAUCAACACUUCUAGAGGACUCUUAUCAACACAUCUAGAGGACUCUAUUGUCAACACUUCUAGAGGACUAUAUUAUUACAACAUGUCUAGAGGAUUAUAUUAUCAACACUUCUAGAGGACUCUAUUAUCAACACUUCUAGAGGACUAUAUUAUCAACACUUCUAGAGGACUCUAUUAUCAACACUUCUAGAGGACUCUAUUAUCAACACUUCUAGAGGACUCUAUUAUCAACACUUCUAGAGGACUCUAUUGUCAACACUUCUAGAGGACUAUAUUAUUACAACAUGUCUAGAGGAUUAUAUUAUCAACACUUCUAGAGGACUCUAUUAUCAACACUUCUAGAGGACUCUAUUAUCAACACAUCUAGAGGACUCUUAUCAACACAUCUAGAGGACUCUAUUAUCAACACAUCUAGAGGACUCUAUUAUCAACACAUCUAGAGGACUCUAUUGUCAACACAUCUAGAGGACUCUAUUAUCAACACUUCUAGAGGACUCUAUUAUCAACACAUCUAGAGGACUCUUAUCAACACAUCUAGAGGACUCUAUUAUCAACACUUCUAGAGGACUCUAUUAUCAACACUUCUAGAGGACUAUAUUAUCAACACAUCUAGAGGACUCUUAUCAACACAUCUAGAGGACUCUAUUAUCAACACUUCUAGAGGACUCUAUUAUCAACACUUCUAGAGGACUCUAUUAUCAACACUUCUAGGGGACUCUAUUAUCAACACUUCUAGAGGACUCUAUUAUCAACACUUCUAGAGGACUCUAUUAUCAACACUUCUAGAGGACUCUUAUCAACACAUCUAGAGGACUCUAUUGUCAACACUUCUAGAGGACUAUAUUAUUACAACAUGUCUAGAGGAUUAUAUUAUCAACACUUCUAGAGGACUCUAUUAUCAACACUUCUAGAGGACUAUAUUAUCAACACUUCUAGAGGACUCUAUUAUCAACACUUCUAGAGGACUCUAUUAUCAACACUUCUAGAGGACUCUAUUAUCAACACUUCUAGAGGACUCUAUUAUCAACACUUCUAGAGGACUCUAUUGUCAACACUUCUAGAGGACUAUAUUAUUACAACAUGUCUAGAGGAUUAUAUUAUCAACACUUCUAGAGGACUCUAUUAUCAACACUUCUAGAGGACUCUAUUAUCAACACAUAUAGAGGACUCUUAUCAACACAUCUAGAGGACUCUAUUAUCAACACUUCUAGAGGACUCUAUUAUCAACACUUCUAGAGGACUCUAUUAUUAACACUUCUAGGGGACUCUAUUAUCAACACUUCUAGAGGACUCUAUUAUCAACACUUCUAGAGGACUCUAUUAUCAACACAUCUAGAGGACUCUAUUGUCAACACUUCUAGAGGACUAUAUUAUUACAACAUGUCUAGAGGAUUAUAUUAUCAACACUUCUAGAGGACUCUAUUAUCAACACUUCUAGAGGACUAUAUUAUCAACACUUCUAGAGGACUCUAUUAUCAACACUUCUAGAGGACUCUAUUAUCAACACUUCUAGAGGACUCUAUUAUCAACAUGUCUAGAGGACUCUAUUAUCAACACUUCUAGAGGACUCUUAUCAACACAUCUAGAGGACUCUAUUAUCAACACUUCUAGAGGACUCUAUUAUCAACACUUCUAGAGGACUCUAUUAUCAACACUUCUAGAGGACUCUAUUAUCAACACUUCUAGAGGACUCUAUUAUCAACACUUCUAGAGUACUCUAUUAUCAACACAUCUAGAGGACUCUAUUAUCAACACUUCUAGAGGACUCUAUUAUCAACACUUCUAGAGGACUCUAUUGUCAACACUUCUAGAGGACUAUAUUAUUACAACAUGUCUAGAGGAUUAUAUUAUCAACACUUCUAGAGGACUCUAUUAUCAACACUUCUAGAGGACUAUAUUAUCAACACUUCUAGAGGACUCUAUUAUCAACAUGUCUAGGGGACUCUAUUAUCAACACUUCUAGAGGACUCUUAUCAACACAUCUAGAGGACUCUAUUAUCAACACUUCUAGAGGACUCUAUUAUCAACACUUCUAGAGGACUCUAUUAUCAACACUUCUAGAGGACUAAUAUUAACACUUCUAGAGGACUCUAUUAUCAACACUUCUAGAGGACUCUUAUCAACACAUCUAGAGGACUCUAUUAUCAGCACUUCUAGAGGACUGUACUAUUAACGCUUCUAGAGGACUCUAUUAUUACAACACAUCUAGAGGACUCUAUUAUCAACACUUCUAGAGGACUCUACUGUGAUGCCCUCUGGUACCCCCCAAACUCGCUGUGUCCAAAUCAACUCCUCUGAGUUUAACAGAGUUUAACUCACAUAUAAUGCUAGCAGUUCACGGGAGCAGACGUAGAGCAGACUUCUGGAGUGGGGAAAGAAUGAAUGAUUUUCACUGUGUAGAUACAUUGUCUCAAUUAAAACUGUCUAAUUGAAGAUAAA